AUGUCAAAACGUCUCGAUGAAAUGAAAUGGAUUUGGUCAUUACUGGUUCUUUACCUCGGUCCUGUGUUGAGCCCGGUAAAUUGUGGUGCUCUGCCAACACAACCCAACAAACCAACUGCUACUGGAGUUAUUGAGUCUCAGGCUAAAUAUUUUCAGGAUUUUUUCUCAGUACAGUUGAGUCCCUACAAGAUUGAGUUUGGCCACGUAUGUGAAGACCCGAACACGUGGGAACAACGAUACGAAAAGAAAGAUUACAAAAACCACAGGGAUAUGGGAAAAGUCCGAUGGGGAGAUAAAAAGGGGGGAUAUGGUGAACAUUAUUGGGAUUUAAAUCAUGCCGGUCAUAACAACGACCAUGAUGAUGGUGAAUACAAUUCAGAUGGUUACCAUGACGACCAUGACUCCUACGAUGAACCCAGUGAACAGUCUUCUCACUACGAAGAGGAUAUACCAAAUGAUAACUCUAGUUAUGAAGAAACAGAACGUAAGAAGAGAGCUAAUUCUCAAAAGGGUAAAAAUUUAGAUGAUCAACGACAUCAAGUCCGAGAAAUCGAUGAUAGAGAUGACGAAAUCGUUUACAAAGAAAGAACGAUAAAACAGCAUAAAAGGAGAUCUCACGAGCCCAAGAAACGAGAGAAGAACGAUAUCGUGCUAAUCGUUAAACAGAGGGAUAUAGAAGACGAGGAGGAAGAGCACGAAUCACACCAAAAAGCUUCAUCUAUUGAAGAUAGUACUAGACAUCAUCAAAAUCAAGACAACUCAAAUGAACCAGUAACAAAAGGCAACCCCGAACAAUCGCCAAACGAUGAAUGGUCAAUGAGACAGAACCAAAAUCUAGAGAGUUCCGUAGCUCCUAGCAACUUAGCACCAGAACCAACUCCAAAUCCUUAUGUAAGGGCCAGAGUGCUCAAUCAACAAGAUCAUAAUGUACCAAGAUUAUUUCUAGACGCAGCAACAGGACGUGUGAUAGACAGAGCCACGGGCCAAGCUUAUGUGUUGCAGCCAAUAAUUGUGAAUCAGUAA
Messenger RNA from Leptosia nina, 1023 nucleotides. The record is from the annotation of a GenBank genome assembly. NCBI's taxonomy places the organism in Eukaryota, Metazoa, Arthropoda, Insecta, Lepidoptera, Pieridae.